GUUACGUUAGGCCCUACAAACCUUUGUCCCGCCUCCUUGAAUAUGAUCGGUUCUCCCUCACCCACCUGUGGAAACUGGCAUGCCGUCUGCCGACCGGUGGCGUUGUAGUCAGCUGUUUGUUGCUUAGAUUCUUGAGAGUUCUCUGAAACCCGCAGUUCCGGGUUUUCGCUCCAUCACUGUUUUCUGGGCAGCGUUGUUUUGGAGGCUAGCUGAGCUGUCACAGUGCUCUGUCAAUAAUGGCUUUACUGUUAGAGCACCAGUUCAGACAGCUUCCAGCUGACAAGCAAGUGGAAACUCGGCCGUUUUUGGAAUCAGUGUCAUAUCUUCCGCCAUUCUUUGACCUCCUUGGCUCCACAGUGUUUGCGCCAAUCAAGGCUGAUAUUGCUGGCAACAUCACAAAAAUUAAAGCUGUGUACGACAGCAACCCAAGCAGAUACAAAACACUACAGCACAUUCUAGAUGCAGAGAAGGAGAUGCAUGGAUCUGAGUGGCCCAAAGUAGGAGCCACUCUAGCCCUCAUGUGGCUCAAAAGGGGUCUCCGGUUCAUCCAAGUUCUCCUGCAGAGUUUGGUAGAUGGGGAGAAAGACGAAAACUACCCUAACCUCAUCCGCGUCAAUGCCACCAAAGCCUAUGAGAUUGCCUUGAAGAAGUACCAUGGUUGGUUUGUUCAAAAGCUCUUCAAGGCAGCGCUGUAUGCUGCUCCCUACAAGUCAGACUUCUUGAGGGCUCUUUCAAAAGGCCGGGAAGUCAAAGAGGACGACUGCUUGGAGAAGGUGCGCCAGUUCCUGGCCAACUUCACUGCCACAGUGGACGCCAUUUAUGAGAUGUACUCGAAGAUGAAUGCUGAGCUGGAUUACACGGUGUGACUGCUGCUUUCUCCACCAGUCCCCCCAUCUCUCUCUUUCUCUUUCUCUGAUGCACAACACCAUCUGACCUUACAUAUCAAAUCAUGCUUUCAGUUUGCUCUGAAGACUGAUAUCUCUCAGUAUAGCUGUUUUUAUUCAUUAUUUUUAGUAUUAAUGAUAUUGGUGAGUGUGUUUGUGUG
This is a messenger RNA of Alosa sapidissima (American shad), 1045 nucleotides long. RefSeq names its product glycolipid transfer protein a (gene gltpa). Gene Ontology annotation, biological process: intermembrane lipid transfer; ceramide transport. The record is from RefSeq and is a predicted model, not a curated record. Gene Ontology annotation, molecular function: ceramide 1-phosphate binding; ceramide 1-phosphate transfer activity. Bases 237 to 866 code for a protein of 209 amino acids. Gene Ontology annotation, cellular component: cytosol; cytoplasm; membrane. Lineage: Eukaryota; Metazoa; Chordata; Actinopteri; Clupeiformes; Clupeidae. The transcript is spliced from 5 exons.